Molecule: messenger RNA, 3842 nt
Organism: Schizosaccharomyces octosporus yFS286
Lineage: Eukaryota; Fungi; Ascomycota; Schizosaccharomycetes; Schizosaccharomycetales; Schizosaccharomycetaceae
Product: TRAPP complex subunit Trs120
Exons: 3
Coding region: 9-3650 (1213 amino acids)
Cellular component (GO): trans-Golgi network
Molecular function (GO): protein binding
Source: RefSeq, a predicted model, not a curated record
GCAAUGCUAUGGAAUUUGACUUUUUCUCUUUUGUAGCGCCAUCCAGAAUACAAUCACUGGUCCGGCCAUUUGGCAAGGUCAAACGACAUCGCUUUCAUACUUUCCUAAACCUAUUGCGUCGCGUCAGUCAUAUUCAGUUAAGUGAUAUUCCAGUGGGCCGAGCGACAAAGAAGUCAAGCUCAUUCAAUCCUUUAGCUUUCCCUUUAGGGAGAAUUAUUUACAACUUCACCACUACUCUGGAUGAUCAACAGUCAUUAUUGGAAGAGUUUGAGUAUUUCCGAAGAAUAUUUGUCUUUAUCGGCGUUGUUGACGGUUCUGAGGAACAAGACUUCUCACAAUUGCAGUCGUCCUUGGAUGCUUGGCAACGUCGUGUUCCUCAUGCUUCGGUAGCAAAGUGUCUUAUUUUUGACUGUCCUCAAGAAUCGGAGGAAGUAUUUCAAGAUCCCCGAUUUCUGCUUGGUCCAAGAAGCAAUUCGUCCGUAAACUCAAUUACAAGAUCGAUUCUCUGCGACAUUACAGCUGAGUUGUUAGAAGAAUUUAGCUCUCUAGAGUUCUCCCUUCAUGCUAGGUCAGUAAUCUUAUCCCCUAUAACAGAAAUGCCGCAUUUAGCUCCUUUACAGCGAACAAACUCAGUCUCAUCAAUGCAUAGUCCUCGGUCCUCAAUCACCACUCCAAUGAGCAGGACUACCUCCAUUCCUUCUGUUCGCUCUGUGUCUGCUGUAACGGAACGCUCCAAAAGCCUUUCUAAAGGUCGCAUUGAGAAUCAGUUAGGGCAACUGUACCUUUUGGCUGGGAGACUUCCAAAUGCCCUCAAACACUUUGCCAAUGCAAUUGCAAUCACAAAGUCUACCAGCGAUUAUCUUUGGCAAGGAUUAUCUCUCGAAUUGCUUACUGUGUGCUUGAUGCUAAUGGCUCAAUUACAUAUCGAUGUUCAAAUUCCCCAGAAUAUUAUAAGCAUGUUUCCAUCCUAUAUCGAUCGCUUCAAUGAACACGGACCUUUAAAGCUGGACUUUUUGUUUAGUUUCAUAACCGAAACGCGAAACACUAUUGAUCAGCUUUACCAUAAAUCCACUUUGCAACCUAAUGAUUCAAUACCCGGACUUUGUUUUUCUGAGAGCAUCCUUCGAUUCUCCCAUCUUUUGACUAUCGUUUACAUAUGCAAUGGCCUUACCGAUACCGCUUUAAACCAUAUAAUCUCUCAAUCUCCUUUACGCACUUCUAAGUCUUAUUCUUCUUAUAUUCCUAGCAAAGCGACUAUAUAUCAAUGGAUUAUUCGAGCUCGUGGACAGCAUUUAAACUCUCUUUCCAUCCGCGAGAACUGUCGUAUCUAUGGUGCGAUGGCAAAUAUGCUUGGAACUAUAGGCUUUCAUCGUCAACGAUCUAAGAUGCUACGUGAAAUGCUACACAACAUAACUCCAGCCAUUAUGGAAUCAAAAAAACAAAUUAUUUCGAAAAGUGAUUUUCCCGUAGAAAAUACUGCCAUGCAUACUGCUUCAUCAGGCAAUUUCCAGACUGGUUUCGAUAUCCUUCCUUUAAUCUUAGAAGUCUGCGAAGAAUUUGGUUUGUUACGGCUGGAUGGUACAGUUUUGAAUCCAGAAAUAACCAAGUGGGGCUGGACAUCUCUUCAAUUCGAUGUUGUAAAUGAACUUGUUUCUUUCUGCGAAGCACUGUCGGAUUACCAGGCGAUACUUAAAUUGAUAUCCUUAUUUUUUACGUUUUUACCUUCUCAUUCUACUUCCGCUCAGCAAAUAUAUUUACACAAAACUUUCAGGAAGAUUUGCUCAUUUGCUAGCAAUUUAGGUAUGCCAUUUCAAACUCCUUAUUGGGAUCCAUUUAUGAUAAUGGAUAUGGAGUAUAGCGGGCAUCCUGAUUUUGAAGAACCAAAGCUUAUUCAUAUGAAAGGGGCAAAAACAGAUUCAUUUCAAGGUAGGAGUCCUUUCAUUUAUAAUCCAUUCUUAAAAAAGAAUACCGAAAUUCAUAAGACUAAAACCCUUGUAGCAGAUGAGCUUAUAUUUUUUAAUGUUUACUUACGAAAUCCUUUUCAUUUUUCUGUUGACAUUCAGGAAAUUCAUCUCUACACUGAGGGGGUCGAAGUUAUCCAUUCAGUAUGUAUGACUACCCUAAGACCACUAACUACGGAAAUAAUUACUUUAUCAAUAACACCUUUGAAGGCAGGCACACUCAACGUACGUGGUUGUAAUGUUAAAGUAUUUGGGUGUAAACCUUCAGUACAAUAUUUCUAUAAUCAGCAGAAGCAAAAAGAUGCAUUGCAUAUUUCACUGGAAAAAAUUAAACGCAACUUUGAUGAAAUGCGUUCUACUAACGUAGCAAAACACCAGUGGAACAGUGUACCCGAACUUCCAAUCAAUUCGGAAUCAUUAAACUUCCAAGUCAUUGAGAAACAGCCAAAAUUGAUUGUCUCUUCAAGAAAGUUUUCGAUUAACAAUCUUAAUCUUGCCGAAUAUGAAACUGGCGAAUUGAUUUAUACCAUUGAGAACGUGUCUAAUACAAAAGCUACACAUGUUCGUAUCUCUUUUGAGGACAAUGCAUCUAAAGUAUACCAACAGCUGAAGUCAGACAAAAAUAUAACUGCUGAUGUAUUAUAUGAACUUCAGCAAGAGGAAUACCAAAUGCCAACUUUUGAAGUUAAGAAUGAGCAACCGUUUUCCCUUGAGCCAGGUGAAAAGAGAGAAAUACAAGUCAAUGUUAUCGCAAAACCGAUAUCGGGAGAGGGUACUAUUGUUUUCGAAAGCAGUUGUCGAAGCAACGAUGAACAUAAUUUUUAUGCCAGGCACUUAAAGGUACCUAUCAAAUUAAAUUUGAGUAAAAGGAUAACUCUCAGUAACUGGUCUGUUCUUCCAGACAUCCACAAAGAUCCCAAUUAUUGUAUGCUUUUGCUGGAUUUUUAUAAUCAUCAUUCUGAUUCUCUAAAAGUCCUUAUAAAAGAAAAGGAAACGGAAUCGAUUGAAAGCAAACUCGUGAAACCUAAGGCUGAUCACAUAUUCUUUCUACGACUAGCACGCUUUCGUAUUUCAGAGGAAGAGUUAAGCAAAGACAUCCCGAAUCUCUCAUCUAAACAGUUUGUUCUAUCGGAAGGAAUGAAAAAGAGUCUCAAAAAUAUUCAAGCGCUGAAGAGACGGUUUUGGGUGAAACAACAUCUAUUAGAAACUAUUCAGGCUUUUUGGGAAAGCGAUGAUCAAGAUCGGCAUGGCCAAGUUCAUAUGAAGAAUCAUUCGUUGACAGAUGACAUGACCCGAUUACUAUUACUGCCUUCCGUUCAAAUAUUAACAUCUUUACAACAAAAUGGAAAAAUGGCUUCUCGUGUUUUACCGCGUAAGCCGUUUGUACUAGUACUAUCAUUUGUAAGUCAUAAAGAAAACUUACGUUAUAAAAUAUCCUGGGUAUCACUGAGUCCUGAUUCAUUCAAUACAACACAUAGACAAGAGGGAUUAAUACUGGAUGGCCCUGAUGAAGCGACGAUAUCAGUUUCAGAGAAAGCAAGUACUUCACAUAUUGUCGAAAGAACCUUUUUUGCGCUUAGUCCUGGUAUUUAUCAAAUUUAUAUAUCGGCAAUUUCAGAGAAGAAUGAGUUACCUUUCUCUAAUUGCGAUGUCAAUGAACCAUUUAUGCUUCAUGUCGAAACCAACUGAAUAUACUAAUUGUCUUGCAAAUUUCUUAUGUACGUACUGUUACUGUAAUGACAUUUAUACUUAACGGUUGAUGCCUUGUAAAUUAUUCUUCUCUUAUUUAACUACAAAAUAAAUAACAUAUUAAAAUUAACCAAUGAAUGUUUUACAGAAAGAAUAUUUAAAAAUAAUUUGUAUUUUAAAUAGUUCAUGUGG